Messenger RNA from Colias croceus (clouded yellow), 4458 nucleotides. It is a transcript of the gene Abl, whose product is annotated as tyrosine-protein kinase Abl. The record is from RefSeq and is a predicted model, not a curated record. NCBI's taxonomy places the organism in Eukaryota, Metazoa, Arthropoda, Insecta, Lepidoptera, Pieridae. Gene Ontology annotation, molecular function: ATP binding; protein binding; protein tyrosine kinase activity. Gene Ontology annotation, biological process: protein phosphorylation. The coding region runs from base 270 to 3929 and encodes 1219 amino acids. The transcript is spliced from 15 exons.
AUGGCGGAGGUUGUGUUUUUUGUCUGAGCGAAUUCCGGUAAUGUUUUUUCGAAUAUGUUCGGAGUCGGACGCGUGGUCAUAAUUUAAUUUUGUUUAAUGAUUAAUUUAUUUGAACUAUUGUGUUAAGUUUUUAAUUUUAAAAGGACUUAUUAUUUAAAAUGGGGAAAAAAUACAUCGCGCUAUUAAUGGACUUAUUGAAUUAGAGUGACAAGACGAUAGGUCGCGUACCGGCAUCGGGGCCGUGAGGGUGGCGGCUCUCCGACUUCAGGAUGGGGGCCCAGCAGGCGAAGGAGCGUGGAACAGCAAGCGGGGCUUCUAUUCGUUCGACCCGAAACAAGCCGCGGGUGCCGAAAGACCCCCGCAUGCUUGGUUCGAAUAUAUUCACAGAACACAGUGAAGCACUCCUGCAGAGUCGUCCCCUGCCGCACAUCCCGGACCUACCAGAUGGAGAGGCCACCGCGCCGGCUGUGCCGCUACCCCUCGAUUCCGCCAACAGAUGGACUUCCAAGGAGAACCUUUUGGCGCACCAUGAAGAAGACGACCCUCAGUUGUUUGUUGCUUUGUACGAUUUUCAGGCGGGCGGGGAAAAUCAACUGAGCCUUAAAAAAGGGGAGCAAGUGCGCAUAAUGAGCUACAACAAGAGCGGCGAGUGGUGUGAAGCCCACACGCUCGCCGGUGGCGUCGGCUGGGUGCCCAGCAAUUAUGUGACGCCGGUCAACUCGCUCGAGAAGCACUCGUGGUACCACGGGCCUAUAUCGCGCAACGCGGCCGAGUACCUGCUGUCCAGCGGCAUCAAUGGCAGCUUCCUGGUGAGAGAGUCGGAGUCCAGUCCCGGCCAGCGGAGCAUUUCCCUCAGAUACGAGGGUCGAGUGUACCACUACAGGAUCAAUGAAGACUCAGAUGGGAAGGUGUACGUAACAUCAGAAUCCAAAUUCGGCACGCUAGCCGAACUGGUGCACCACCACUCAGUACUGGGAGAUGGGCUUAUAACCCAGCUCCUCUACCCGGCACCAAAAAGGAACAAACCCACGGUGUUCCCACUGGCUCCCCCGGACGAGUGGGAGAUUGACCGGACUGACAUUGUGAUGAAACACAAGCUUGGAGGAGGACAAUAUGGCGACGUGUACGAGGCCGCCUGGAUGAGGUGCAAUAUGACUGUUGCCGUAAAAACACUCAAGGACGACACCAUGGCCCUAAAAGACUUCCUCGAGGAGGCGGCCAUCAUGAAAGAGAUGCGGCACCCGAACCUCGUGCAAUUACUCGGCGUCUGCACCAGGGAGCCGCCAUUUUACAUCAUCACCGAGUUCAUGAGCCGCGGGAACCUUCUAGACUAUCUCCGCACUGGAAACAGAGACCACAUUGAUGCCGUGGUCCUCAUGUACAUGGCCACACAGAUCGCCUCUGGCAUGAGCUACUUGGAAAGCCGCUCUUUUAUACACAGGGACCUAGCGGCUCGCAACUGCCUCGUCGGCGAGAACCACCUGGUCAAAGUAGCCGACUUUGGCCUCGCGCGUCUGAUGCGAGAUGAUACAUACACCGCGCACGCUGGCGCCAAGUUCCCGAUCAAGUGGACGGCCCCUGAGGGCCUUGCUUACAAUACCUUCAGCACCAAAAGCGAUGUCUGGGCUUUUGGUAUACUGCUCUGGGAGAUUGCGACUUAUGGCAUGUCGCCGUACCCAGGCGUGGAUCUGGCAGAUGUCUAUCACAUGCUUGAGAAGGGCUACCGCAUGGAGUGCCCGCCCGGCUGCCCGGCGGCCGUGUACGAGCUGAUGCGCGGCUGCUGGCAGUGGAACGCGUCAGACCGCCCCACAUUCCGCGAGAUACACCAUGCUUUGGAGCACAUGUUUCAAGAUAACUCCAUCACUGAAGAAGUCGAGAAGCAGCUACAAGAGGGCUGCACGGGCACACCGCAGAUGUCGCUCAAGAAGGCGGCCAGCAUUGGCGGCGCCACCGAGCGUGGUGUGCAGAUGCGCCGCCCGACCAACCGGCGCGGCAAGCAGGCGCCCACGCCGCCCAAGCGCACCAGUUUACUAUCAUCGUGCAGUUCAUUCCGCGAGUCGCAGUACGCCACGGAGGAGCAGGCCGGUCACGACGACGGGCUCGCUUCGCUCAAUGGUGGGGGUCGUGUGGGGGGUCGCGAGGCGUCGUCCGAGGGGUCACUAGCUGAAGCAACCCCAGAUACAGAUGAGUCAGCAGGCGCGGUUGCCAUGAGUCUGGGUGCCUCUGAGCACCGGCACCGCCCCAAGCGGCGACACCACCAGCACGCGCCCCACCAGCACCAGCAGCCGCAUGAUGUGCCCAAGGGUGUGCAAGUCGCGGCGCUAGAAGUGCAGAACGUGAAGCGCGCCAUCAACCGCUACGGCACACUGCCCAAGGGCGCCCGCAUCGGCGCCUACCUGGAGUCCCUGCGGCAGAGCGGCGCCGGCCCCGCGCCCCCCGCGCCCCGCGACGAGGAGGCCCGCUCCCUCUCCCCCCGCACGCAGUCCCACAUGAUACGCUCCAACUCCUCCGGCGGGGUCACCGCCCCGGCCUCCCCCCGCGCCACCCGCGCGCCUCCACCCCUCCGCUCCUUCAACAGCCCCGCCAAACCUCGGCCUCGCCUCGCCGAACUCGAGUUCCCCCCGCCCCCUCCCGAUCUACCACCUCCCCCGGAAGAACUCCAACCUCCGCCACCUCCCCCGCCCCCUGACUGCUGCCGCGACGCCGGCACCGAUAUGGCCGAUCCCCCGGAACUAGAGAAACCGGCCAAACAGAUCAUGAAGGAAAUGCUCGAGUUGAAACUCGUUGCCGAAAUCAAAGAAAGAGCCGAUAAAAAGAACAAGAAACUGAAAGAGUCGCCCCCACAUGAAAUUCUCGAGAUGCACACGUCAUUCGGCGAUCCGGUGACGCGUCUCGUUUCCGAGCUGUCGGAAAGCCUGAAUAUGGAAGCCCUGCGGAAAGCUGAUAAACGCACAGAAGCAAAACCCAACGAAACCAAGGAGACGGUUUCGCCCAUUGAUCUCAAAGCGAGUCUCAGGAAGACUUCGUUCAACAACAACAUUGAUAAGAAAGUGGGACACGACAUGAAAACGAACACUGACUUCAAGUCGCAGCUGAAGAAAGUUGAGACUAACAAGAUGAACAAUAAAGAAUCAGACGAGACCGGUCGAUCGAUAAUCGACUUUAAAUCUCGAUUGCGAAAAGUAGACAGUGGCACACCGGCCACGAACGGACAAAUGAAAAAGGUGGAGCACAGCUCCCCAGAAGAUUCUCGAAAGGAUGUGUCGUGCAAGAGCGACGAUUCUGACAAAAAGCGAUCCGAGAGCGGUUCGCUGGAUACCAGUGGUGGAGAUGAAGAUGACAAACGUCGCAGCACCGGCAGCAUCAGCAGUUUGAAGAAGCUCUGGGAGAGCAAGGAGAGCGAUGAGCGCUUGAGUCCCAAGUUGAAGCUAAAGGGCGAUGAAAGUGAGGAUGGAUCGCCCGACGACAGGUUGGGCCGCACUGGUAGCAUCCAAGCGCGCUGUGAUGAGAAGCCGCUGGUUGCCAGCAAGCCGUCGAUGCGCGGCCGCCCUUUGAGGAAAAGUGGUAUCUAUGCCACUCCACUGGCCUCCGCUAAUGCUGAGAGCGAGGAAAAUGACGCGCUCGCUGCACUGCGAGUUUCUUUGGAAUGCUGCACAAAUGAGGUACGUCGCGGUUGCGGUGGCAGCGGCGGUCGCGGUUCACUCUGGCGCCUACAAACAUCCGAGCGACUUGCUCGCCUCAGCGCCGCUUGUACUGCAGCAGCUGGAGCGGGACGUUGCGCGCCGCAGAUGCGUGUGCAGUUGCGCGCAGCCGCCACCAGACUGGAGGGGGAGGCGAGGGCGCUGGCGUCGCCCGCCCCCCACCACCAUCAUCUAGCUGAUGGGGUCGAGCAGGCGCUGAGAGACCUGGCCAGCAUUGUGCACAGGUAAACAUUUUCACCGAAAACGGCAAAACAAGGAUACAUCACAUCGCGACAAAACACGCGUCCCAACAAAGAUAUUGUAAAAAAAAUAUUACACAUCUAUAAUAAAAGGAGGUACUAUAAUCACUUAAAUUGGUAUAUUUGAAAUGACUUUGACACACACACGAUCUAUGAUGAGUAUAUAAAAAUGUCUUAUUAUUGAUACCUAUGUAAAGGCAUAAGAUUUUAAAAUGUAUCUAAUAAUAAUUAUAUACAUAUAAGUAUCCCCAGGGGUUCUAAAAUUAUAAUUGUGUAUGAAUUUCAAUGUUUACAUUAUAAUAUGUGUCUAAAUGUAUUUAAUGUAAUUUUUGGUGUCAUGUUUAUGUAUAUUAAUAUUAUGGUAUCUUCAAUGUUUUUAUAGACGUUAACAGUUCACGCAAGCGUCGAAUUUUAGGCUGGGUGCAGAGCUUGACCGACCAUCAGUGCGUACGUCAGUCACGCUUGUCAUAUGUAUGGAAAUUCAUAAAACCGUUCAUAGCUAGACCGACCAUACGCAC